Messenger RNA from Ectocarpus sp. CCAP 1310/34, 1167 nucleotides. Lineage: Eukaryota; Phaeophyceae; Ectocarpales; Ectocarpaceae. The record is from the annotation of a GenBank genome assembly.
AUGCCACCGAAACCAUUGACGACAACGACAGUGUUGGACAAAGGUGCGGACAUCAGCGACGUAGAGACCAACAUCGCCGACCAUGCUCCCGUACACCGCCUGCGGCACCGGCAACGGGUUGAAGCGCGCGCCAUGCCCUUGCUGCGGUCUGUGCUGGUCACAACACUGACAAUAGCUGCUGCUGCUGUGGUGCUAAGCAGCGUAGCGACAGCGGUGAUGAUGCUGUACGCUGGCUGGGCGACGACGGAAAGCCGUUCGUACUGGACUCUGUGAGGAAGGCAGAGAAGCUGGUGCUCGACAAAUCCUUCAAUCACGAGUACGCUGGAAUAGCAGGCGUGCCGGAGUUCACGAAGCUGUCGCUGGCGUUCGCGUACGGGAAGGACUCCCCUGCCCUCACGGAAAACCGUGUCGCUGGUGUACAGGUGAGAGGUGGAUAGUCGGUGUCCAUCCACGCUUUUGCCCCGCGGCGCUACGAUAGACCUGAAUGUCAGGAUUGUUGAAGCACGGGCACUUCGUCCAGUUUUACCUGCGCACCUGCUUGAUGUCGUUGAUUCGCUCAGAAUUUUUGCAAACCGUAGACCACCCCCCCCCUGACUCAAGUGGGUUGGUGCUGUUGGCAAAGCGCUGUAAAACACGCCACCCCAAAUAUAGCCCCAAUUGUAUGCGCUACUAAAGACGNCGCAAUCUAGACUUCAGUGGGUUGGUGCUGUUGGCAAAGCGCUGUAAAACACGCCACCCCAAAUAUAGCCCCCAUAGUAUGCGCUACCAAAGACGCGUGACGCAUGGAUGCGUGGAGUGAGGAUUGCUUACGGAAACCUCACAGGUUGAGUGAUGUAGGAGAUUGCCGGACACAUAGACGUGUUGAGUGACUUAUAGCUGUAUACUGAAACCCCACGGGUUGAGUGAGGUUCGAGAUUGCCAGACACAUGGACGGGUUGAGUGGGGAUAGCUGCAUACUGAAACCCCACGGAUUGAGUGAUGUUGGAGUGCCGGACACAUGGCCGCGUUGAAUGAGGAUAGACACAUAUUGAACCUCAGAGGUUGAUUUGUAUUGGAGAUUGCCGGACACAUAGACGUGUUGAGUGAGGAUAGCUGCAUACUGAAACCUCACAGAUGCAUUGUUUGCCAGACAAAUUGACGCGCUGCGUGGGGAUAGCUGCAUACUGA